Molecule: messenger RNA, 1438 nt
Organism: Vitrella brassicaformis
Lineage: Eukaryota; Vitrellaceae
Source: the annotation of a GenBank genome assembly
CCGGAACUUUUUGGCAAGGGCGCUUUCUCUCGAUUCGCAUGAGGAACGCACGCAUCGCAUGAGGCCUCCAAUGUACUCCAAUGGUCUCUUUCUUCAUGGCUGCAGUGAGGUGAGGGAGUACAGUGUCAUUGGAUGGGCCGUAUACGGGCCUCGGAUGCAAAGCGCCGACGGCGAGUGGCGCACUGUUGAGUAAGGGGCGAUGGAAGCUGCACAGAGCACAACGUCUUGUCCAUCCAUUCUGUUGCAUUUGUCCAUCCAUUCUGCAGGUUGUCGAACCAGGCGUUUCACCAGUACGAGGAGAUCAAGGGCCAUCUGCCGGAAGUGGGCGGUCGGGAGCAGGGCCAGAUCUUCACCAUGCCGGAGAGUGUACGCUCGCAUACGCAGAGAACAGAGAGAGAGAGAGGGACGCGUCCAUCCAUCCAUCCAUCCAUCUGUGUGUAUCUGUCCAUCUGUGUGUGUGCCUGUCUGUCUGUCUGUCUGCAGUAUUGGCGUUAUAAGCUGGGCCUGCACAUGUCGUCUGGGUGGCUCCACAUGGGCAACCCCCUGUAUGUACCAUUCAUCCCACCCAGCCACACUCACCCCUUCCACCAUUUGCACUGAUCAUGUGUGUGGUGUAUAUUCUUUUUCGUUGUGUGCUGCUCAAAUUGUCUCACGUGUGCAGGAAGGAGCCUUACAUGAUGAUGUUCCACCUGCCCAGGGCUGCGUCGCAGACCGAGCCAGUGGCAGCUGAUCCCGUGCAGCACGUUACGCAGCAGGCCAACAGCAAGGUGCAGCAGGCGGGCAGCAACAAGGACAGCAAGAACGAGGACAAGAAGCACGUGAAGAAAAAAGCCCCCCGUCACCCGGAGGCGGCCCCAGCAAGCGUGCCCGCAACGCAUAGCCAUACAACUACACACACGAGUAUACAAGUACACCCAGUCGACAGAGACACAGAGACAGAUGUAGUGUGUGGAGUGCCAAUCCUCUCUGCCUGAUCCGGAUGGUCUUGGUGUCUGUCUGUCCGGACGUGAGUGUGGAUGAAUGAGUGCGGAUGGAUGGAUGGAUGCUAUCGCCUGGACGUUUGAGUGCCGUGAAGUGACUUACGUGUAUUGGGGCGAGAGAUGGGGAGGUAGGGGGCUGCCUGAUUGGCCGGGAGAGAGAGGGGUUCCGCAGAAGGGCAGGUCGGCAGGUAGGCAGGGAGACAACUUUCUCUCUCUCACUGGACUUUACACCCACCCACUCACUUCGUCGAUGCUGUUUCUUUCCUUCUGGAUGGAUGGGUUGCUUCUCCUUUACAUGGAUGUUGGGCGUGUGGUGCUGUAUGGGUGUCUUGUGACGAUGCGGGAUCAUUCAUGGGACGACUGGAUGGCGGGCGGGUCUAACUUCGACAGACUUCCAAUCGUUUCUUUAUGGACUGACUGACUGUCUCCAUCCACAUGAAGACGACAGCGAAUGAGUC